AUGAGCAGUGAAUCUGAAUCGACUCGAAAUACAGUACAUAGGAAAACAAGAAGGAGUAUUUUAUGCACCGGAGACAAUAAACUAGACGAUAAGAUAAAAGGCGCCAUUAGGAGAAAAUGGAUUUACGUGGGAAGAAUUGCCGGUUCUGAUGUAACAGCUCAAGAUGUGAGGAACUUCCUUUCGAAUCUUCCUGGAUAUGAAACAAUUGAAAUAAAUAAAUUAACAACGAAAGGUACAAACUCGGCUUUCAGUAUUGGAGUGCCUGAAGAAACAUACAAUCUGACGGUGACUAAUCGUGAGCCCACUCGUAUAACUCCACACUCGGCCACCUGCCUUGAUAAUGUAAUAUCUAAUCUGGAGGGCACUACAACUGUCCAGGAAGAGCAUAUGGCUGAUCACUCGGGGCUUAAAUUCAUUUUUCAGAAUGGACCAUUACCUCUUGAGUCAGUAGUGAAGAAAAAGGUGAGAAUAUUUAAUGACAACACACACCAACAUUUUGAAUGUCUACUCAAGAAGGCGGACUGGUCUAGUGUUUACCUUCUGCCAGAAAAUAAUGUGGAUGAAAUGUGGAAUUCCUUUUCCGAAAUUUUCGGCAUGAUUUAUAGUAUUGCUUUUCCGGUGAGGACAGUAAACAGGUGCAAGAAAAACAAAUUUCAGAACUCUCCAGAGGUUAAAUCAUGGAAGCGGUUAGCGGAUGCUCUGUUUGUGGUUUCUAGGUAUAGACCCGACAUGAUGGAAAAUUAUAGAUAUGCAAAAUACAGAUACGAUAAAGCAAUUAUUUAUAAUAGACAAUUUCAUUAUAGGAGGAUCAUUGAUGGAGCUGAUAAUAAAUCGAGCGCAGUCUGGAAUGUCAUAAGGCAGAUAACCAAGAAGAAGAGGACAUCUGAUGCCAAACUCCCAGCGCUAAGCGAAGAAGGUAAUCUGGCGGAGGCUGCAGAUGCAUUCAAUAGAUUCUUUACGAAUCUCCCACCGAGACAAACUGGAGGCCCAGAGGUCAAUUUGUAA
Messenger RNA from Coccinella septempunctata (seven-spotted ladybird), 1005 nucleotides. RefSeq lists its product as uncharacterized. Bases 1 to 1005 code for a protein of 334 amino acids. The record is from RefSeq and is a predicted model, not a curated record. Lineage: Eukaryota; Metazoa; Arthropoda; Insecta; Coleoptera; Coccinellidae. The transcript is spliced from 3 exons.